Messenger RNA from Bemisia tabaci, 198 nucleotides. The record is from RefSeq and is a predicted model, not a curated record. NCBI's taxonomy places the organism in Eukaryota, Metazoa, Arthropoda, Insecta, Hemiptera, Aleyrodidae.
AUAUGCCAACAAUGGUUUAUGCAAGGUAUAAGGAGUAUGGUAGCUUGCUCCGUAUUUGGAUAGGCGGCUUUCCCCUAGUUUUUAUUGCAGAGGGAAAAUAUGCUGAGGUAUUAUUCACAUCAGAAUGUACCGAAAUCAAACCUGAAUUUUACCGCUUACUUCACGGAUGGCUGGGGCUUGGACUCCUCACCAGCAGCG